UGGAAAGGGCAAAAGAUAUUGAGUAUGGAGGGGGAAAGGAGCGCAAAGCGGCCAUCUUGGUUACUUAUUACUUAUCUAGAUUGAGGAGCAAAGUUCUUUAAACGGAACCACCUGCCUCCUUUCUGCCAUCACCAGCUUGGUCCAAAGGGACAUCGGAAUUAAGGUUGCCAGCUAGCCAGAAGAAGAAAUAACACAGGUGCAUGCAGAUGGCACUGCAAACCAGUGUUGUAGUGGAAUGGUUAGAAGCAUCGCUCUGUCUUUGAUUCAUUACCUACUGGGAAGGAAUAAUCGUAUUGGAUUCUGCUGGUAUCACUCUAAGGCAAAUAUGUCCAGGAUGGUUCAGGCUCGGAGGCUGGAGGGCGUAGAGAAGAAUAUCUGGGUGGAGUUCGUCAAGUUGGCGGCCACAUACAAGACUGUGAACCUGGGCCAAGGCUUCCCUAAUUUCCCCCCACCGGACUUCGUCAGGGAAGCGUUGGUGGAGGCCGUUGGUGGAGAGAAUACCUUGCUGCACCAAUAUACCCGAGAAUUUGGCCACCCACGUUUAGUAGCCAUCUUGGCCCGCUUUUUUGGGAAGUUGCUCGGACGAGACCUGGACCCUCUGAAAAACGUGAUGGUGACUGUUGGUGCCUAUGAGGCCCUCUUCUGCUGCUUCCAGGCUCUGGUGGAUGAUGGAGACGAGGUCAUUAUUAUUGAGCCGUACUUUGACUGCUAUGAGCCCAUGGUGAAAAUGGCUGGUGGGACUUCUGUGUUCAUACCUCUGCAAUUAAAUGCUGCAGAAGGUGGCAAGCUGAACUCUAGCAGAGAUUGGCAACUGAAUCCAGCCGAGCUGGCGGCAAAGUUCACCAAGCGAACUAAAGCCAUUGUGCUGAACUCUCCCAACAACCCUUUGGGGAAGGUGUUCAGUAGAAGGGAAAUGGAGCUCAUUGCAGAGUUGUGCGUGAGACAUGACGUCCUCUGCUUCAGUGAUGAGGUAUACGAGUGGCUGGUCUACGAUGGCAACAAGCAUAUCCGGAUGGCCAGUUUACCAGGAAUGUGGGAACGAACCGUGACCAUUGGAAGUGCCGGAAAAACCUUCAGUGCAACGGGAUGGAAGGUUGGCUGGACAAUUGGACCCGACCACCUUUUGAAGCACCUGAGGACAGUUCAUCAAAACUCGGUUUAUCAUUGUGCAACAGCGGCUCAGGAAGCCGUGGCCCGUGGGCUAGAGAAAGAGUUUGAGUGCUUUGGGAAGCCCGAGAGCUACUUUGUCCAGCUACCUCAACAGCUGCAGCGAAAACGAGACUUCCUGGUCCAGAGCUUGCUUGCUGUUGGCAUGAAGCCCAUUAUCCCAGAGGGUUCCUAUUUUGUAGUGGCCGACCUCUCCGAAUUCAAAGAUGAACUUCCUGAUGAGCCAGACUCUGAGGAGCCGUACGACUAUCGCUUUACAAAGUGGAUGAUCAAGAACAAGGGCUUAGCUGCCAUUCCCGUCUCUGCCUUCUUUAGCUCACCACAGAAGAAGAACUUUGACCAUCUCAUUCGCUUUUGCUUUGCCAAGGAAGACUCAACUCUGGAAGCCGCAGACAGCAUCCUGCAGCAAUGGAGUCGGAAGACACAGGGGCAGUAAUAUGAUCACUUGAAGCAGGCUCUAUAGCUAGAAUGUUGGAACAAGGAAGGAAAGAAAACCCACAUGCCUAUUUUGCUGCUUGACAUCAGGGUGCAGAAUGGCUCCCUGUUGCCAAUUUGCAUAUGCAGCAGGGAAGUAGUGUUAGGCCCUAGGGAUCACACAUUCACCAAUGUGAUGGUGCUCUGCCAUAGUCUCCCAGAUGGGAGUUGUGAUGCAAAAGAUUUAGAGGGCAACAGAAUGGAGAAUGCUCUUCCUGGCCACUCUCCUCACAGCCUGCCCGGCUUCCAAUAUCUGUGGCC
Lacerta agilis (Sand lizard) is the source of this 1902-nucleotide messenger RNA. RefSeq names its product kynurenine aminotransferase 1 (gene KYAT1). Gene Ontology annotation, cellular component: cytoplasm; mitochondrion. Gene Ontology annotation, molecular function: pyridoxal phosphate binding; L-kynurenine:2-oxoglutarate transaminase activity. NCBI's taxonomy places the organism in Eukaryota, Metazoa, Chordata, Lepidosauria, Squamata, Lacertidae. Gene Ontology annotation, biological process: biosynthetic process. The record is from RefSeq and is a predicted model, not a curated record. Bases 236 to 1603 code for a protein of 455 amino acids. The transcript is spliced from 15 exons.